CUAGAUUAAUAUUCAUGAGCUAGGUGUGAGUGUGAGGCCCGGGCUCGCUUUGUCCAGUGCGGGUGGUGGCGGAGACUAGAGUCGGGAAGAAAGCGCAGCGAUGUCGUACAUCCCGGGACAGCCAGUCACAGCCGUGGUGCAAAGAGUUGAAAUCCAUAAACUGUGUCAAGGAGAUAGCCUGAUCCUUGGAUUCAGUAUUGGAGGCGGCAUUGACCAAGACCCUGCGCAAAAUCCUUUCUCAGAGGACAAGACUGAUAAGGGUAUAUAUGUUACAAGGGUAACGGAGGGAGGACCUGCUGAAGUGGCUGGACUUCAAAUGGGAGACAAAAUAAUGCAGGUGAAUGGAUGGGACAUGACUAUGGUCACACACGACCAGGCCAGAAAGCGUCUGACCAAGAAGAAUGAGGAAGUUGUCCGACUCUUAGUGACCAGGAAAUCCUUGCAAGAGGCUGUCAGACAUUCAAUGAGACAAUAGAGAUUUGAUUACUGUGUCCAUCCCUUCAUAAAAUGUCCGUGCCCUAGUUAAUGUACAGGCACAUGUGUAAGGCAAUACGUGAGUUGGUGACGUUUAUGGGAAUUCUAGUUCAGCACCAGCUCAUUUGUUGAUAUUUGCCAGUGGCCACGUGAUAUUUUACCUUUCAGAUGUGAGGUAAAUAAUAAAUAGUGUAAAUUGUUCCACCAUAUUAUCACCAGAGUUUGAUUUUCAUAAACUGUCAGAUUUGUUAGCAUAUCUUGAAGUCUUUUUUUUUUUAUCACUGAUCAUCAUUGUUCAUUCCUUAGGAUUAAUAUUUGAAUAAUAAGAAAUAACACAAAUUUCAGCAAUUACUGGGAAAGGCUAAAAUAGUUUUACACAAAACUGUUCAGAACGUUUUAUUUGUAUUAUAUGUAAAGCCACUGAAUUUAACAUUCUAGUUAAUCUGUCGGCUGUAUCCAUAUUCUUAUUAAGUAAUUAAAUGCAGACACAGAAUGUGUUACCCCCUCCGUCUCUGUACAUAGAAUUUAAGGAGCUGCUGCUAUCUGGACUGGUGAGCUAGCCAUCAAUGGCUCCAAGCUACCACCACUCUACGCUUAUUUAAGCAAAGCUAUAUCUUUAAUUACGUACAUUAUGUCACUGUAGGUAAUAUUUGUUAAUGUAAGUGCAAGGUGUUUUUUUUUUUUAUUUAUCAGUUAUCUGAAAGGUGGCCAUUAAGAAGCUACACACAUGAAAGAUUUGAGUAGGAUUAUUUCCCCAUGAAAAAAACCCUACAGUAUCUUCUUCAUCUUUUACUUUGCCUAUGCAACUCUCAACUAUCUCACUUUAGAGAGUUGCUCUCGUUUAGUUAACAAGAGCACCUUAGCCUGGUUAGGCCUUUGUAGAAGCUCCUUAAAGGCUACUUAACCCCAAAAUUACUCUGGUGUAGCCUAAAAGUAAAAUAUUACCCAGACAUUCCAGCACGGAUCUCUUUCAUAGGAAAGUUUUUUUACCUCUCCAAUCCUGAUAGCUGAAGCUCGACCCACAUCCGUGUCUUGAUGCAUCCAAAACUGGUAAAACAGCUGAGACUAUACCAUCAUUGCCCCACCCCUGUGUAUGAAGUAACCAAUCUACACAGUGCAUACCUGCAGUGCAAGUCUGUCAGUCACCUAUACAGCAGCUCCCUCCUAACAUGGCUGCCUACUUUAAAGGAGUGCCAGUGAGCAUGGUGGGCAUAUUUAGUUACGUAUGAACUGUCCAGUUAUUUCAUGUAUCUAUGCAGCAGAGUAAUACACAGCUUUUCAGGUGUGUCUGUGCAUUCAGUGGAAGAUUUUCUUCCCCUUUAAGUUCAGUGGCUUUAAGUACUAAUAUUUUGUAUUUUAAUUCCUAGUUUUAUUACAAUUUUAAAUGGGACUAAAUAAUUGUAGAAUACAUGAUAUAUAUAGUCUGAGUUUUCUGGUUUCCACUCUUAUUAAAGUAAACUUGUAAAGUUAAUAGCACAUAGCUGAAGUAAAGUCCUACUCUGUACUACAACUUCUCAGCAAAUUAUAAUUUAUUUAUACAACUCAUCCAGCGUUAAAAGUAACUUUUUCUUUUUCAUUAUUUAAUCUGUAUUUUUUGCAACACACGUUAAAAUACACAUUGUGAAGAUGAGACCUAUACAGAUAUGCACAAUACAACAGACCAUAAGACUAGAUUUAUGUAACCACUGGCCAUCCAUUUUGUAUUGUGUAUGUUGUAUCUGGGGACACAACCCAAGCUUUGUCAUAAGGACCAAUCAUUUUAGAAAACUGGUGAUUACUAAAUGUACUAUGGGGAGCUUUCUGUGAAGAAGUGGCCAUAGGUUCUGCAAAAUAUUAACCACUAUUCAGUUUGUCUGGCGUUACAAGGACUAUCUGGCGUUACAAGGACUAUCAGUAAUGAUGCAUGUACCAAAGACCUAUACUAAUCAUAUUGUUCCUAAUGUGGUUUUGCUAAUUACAAUUUUUUUUCCUUUCACUAACAAAAUAUUAAAGGGGGUGUUUGUAACGUUCACUAAUAUGACAGCAUUUCAGGAACUUUGUGUGGCAGACAGUAUGUGACCUAUAGCUGGGUUAAUUGUUGUAUAACACACACCAAAGGGCCGGAUGUACUAAGCCUUAAAAGUGAUACAUUUCACAGUGAUAAAGUACCAGUCAAGUCAUUUUUCAAACGUUUCAAACGCAGCCUGUAACAUGGCAGUUAGGAACUGAUUGGCUGGUACUUUAUCACCGUGAAAUGUAUCACUUCUCAAGGCUUAGUACAUCUCUUUAUGUAUUCUGAAUGGUCAAUAAUGUUAAGACUUGCUUAAUGCCACUAUAUACAAUAUUGAAAGUUUAGUUAUGAUAUGGGGACCUUUACAUACGUAUAUAUAGGUGGGUACACACUAGGCGAUGUGCUCUAUGAGUGACGUCGCCUAGUGUGUUCCGGGGUGGUCGGCGGCAGUGCUGGGGAGGUUGGCGGCAGUGUGUACACACCGAGCGAUAUGCAAAUGAUAUUGCUGAGUGACGUCACACCUUGGCCGGGCCGUGCAUGCAGUUAUUGGACGACAGUACAAAUUGAGCUGCAUGCACGGCCGGCAGCAAGGGUUGCCUGUUGGCGGUGGCAUACACACUUAACGAUAAAGUAAACAACGCCGGUCAGGAAGGGUCAAAAUAAACGUUUAAUUUAUCGCUAAGUGUGUACCCACCUUAUGUGUGAGUGUCUCAAAGUGCCUUCUACAUUGGAUUAAUUCUUGAGCCUUAAACACGAAGUGAUACAUUGUGCUUUCUUUUGUAGUGCCUUCUAGUACAGAGUUAGGUCUGUGUGCUGCAGGUGAGUUGCAGGCAACUGUGCCAGACAGUGGUAUUGCCUUUGGGAAACAAAUAUUCAGAGCUUUACAUAUAUAACCUUAAAUGACACAAGUGUAGCUGUUUGUAGCAAGGUUAUUACAUAAAUAUAUGUAAGUCUACUUGCCACCAUAAGACUUGGAUGCCAGUUUUUAAAAUGCUAUUACUUUAAUCUGCAUGUACGUGUGAUGCAGCUGUCUGACCACAGAUACUCAAGAAAUAAGGCCACCCCGUUAUAUUGGAUGGGAGUAUGAGGGCUGCUCAGCGAUGAUUGAUGCUUUUCCAGUAUACCAAAUAUGCACUAUCCUCUAUUGUUGAUACCUGUAGGUCUAAGACAUUUGGAAUUGUAGUUAAACAUUUACAAAGAAGCAACUUGUAUCAUUUCUAUAGCAUCCAUCCCUUCUGUUUCUUUAGAAUGACCGACUCCGUCAUUUGUCUGGUAUAGGAAACAUACAUUUUGGAAAUUUUGAGAAAAUGUUAUGUUUUACUUGACUGGUGCAUACUGCCAUAGGGUGAUGGUUUAGGUUAAUGCUAAUCAACUACACAUUAAAUGCUUAGCAGGGCAGUAACUAUGGGUGUGCGGGCAGUGCUGUCUGACAGAACACAGGGCUUGGAGGGGCAUCAUUGCUGCCCCAUGUCCCUUGCUUCUGGAACAGCACGCAGCAGUCAGUAUGGCUGAUGCAACACAACCCAGAAUGUCCUUUGGGCACUCCAAACAGGCACCCUGCAGUCUGUACAGCUGUCCUCAGAACAUUGCUGGCGGCCCCACCUCCUCUGCGCAACGAUGUUAUGCGCUUAGGAAGCGGGAGUGGCACAUGGUGCUCUGGAGCCCUAUUACGCUGCUGCUUAGACGUAUCUGUACUAUCUGAGAAUUGCACAGCCUGAAACUGUCAUGCAUUCUAAAAAGAGUUCUUUGAAGUUGCAUGAUUAGAGUGUACCCAGUAGCUGCACACUAAGGAGGCAGCCAUUGCAUGGGCUGAACCAAUACUCGUGAGAAUAUGGCCUGUCAAAUUUACUAGAACUUGGUGACCUCAUCACUGAGGCAUAAGCCACAUUUUGCAUCAUGCUUUAGUGAUGUCGCUAGUUCCUAGUGAAUUGAUAGGUUGCUUUCUCAAUAGCUACUGACUGGUUUAGCCAACAAAAUGUCUGUAUGGACUACCACGCUUCAUUCUUACAAAGUUUUUAAAUUUUUAGUAUCUGUCAUGAAAAUUUUCUAUAGGUUCUGUAAACCAGGUCUUAACGUCUGCCAGACUAAGCAUUGACCUGUUGGGUGUUCUAUAGUUGGACAGCUGCAUCAGUCUGUUUUACCCGUUUGCAUACAUUUCACUUGUUCUUUUUGUUUUGUCUGUUACUGUCCUGUGGUGUUAAGGUGGUUUAGAAAAUGAUCUGAUGUCAGAGGCAAUUCCUGUGAAUACUACUCCCUCUAAAUGCUAAUUUUAUACACUAACUCUUUGCUUCAUUCCACUAAUGCAGUGAUGGGGAACCUUUUGGCUCUCCAGCUCUUGCUGAACUACACAUCCCAGCAUGCCCUGCUAGUUUUGCUAUUUGGUCAUGCUAAAACUGGGCAUGCUGGGAUGUGUAGUUCAACAACAGCUGGAGUGCCAAAGGUUCCUCAUCACUGCACUAAUGCAUAUAGGGGGUAAUUCAAACCUGACCGUAGAUGUGCACAUCUACGAUCAGCUUCCCUGACAUGUGGGGGGACGCCCAGCACAGGCUAGGCCGGCCCGCAUGUCAGGCCCCCUUCCACCCCCCCCUUCCCCGCAGAAGUACAAAAGCUGUGCGCUGGCUGGGAGAUACCCGUCGCUGCUCGGGUCGCAGCGGCUGCGUGUGAUGUCACGCAGCCGCCUGCGGCCUGCCCCCCCCCCAACAGUCCGGGCACGCCUGCGUUGCCCGGACCACGCCCCCUAAAUGGCGGCCAAACUCCGCCGGCCGGCCCCCUCCCGCCCAGCGUCCGCCUCUGUCUGUCAAUCAGCCAGAGGUAAUCACUAGACAGCUGUCCGCUGUUUGGCAUGCGUCGGCGCAUGCGCAGUUCAAACCCGAUCAGUGUCUUGCAUUCACUGUCGUGAUUUGCCCCAGAAUGUUGAUGGCAAUUACUGCUCAUAGGGCCUGAUCCGUAGAUGGUCACUAAAGGCACCUCCACUGUGUCUUUGAACCCAGCGACUGUGCUAAACUAUGCAGAAACUGUAGGUAGCAUCUAGUUUCAAAAGAUGCCCACUGCAAGCUGCUGUGAUCAUCUGCUGCAUCUGAAGAUGAAGCAUUGGAUUCACUGCAUGAACAUCGGGCGGCCAUUGUACGUCUGAGUAAUCCUCAGGGUGUUCGGGAAAAUCAUGCUACCGGGGCCAGUGGAUCUGUAUCCAAGGACGGAGUCGCUGGCUUUGGCAUGCCCAUAAAAUGGGGCCGGUAUUCCUAAUAGCAGACUGUAAACUCCAGUAUUUAUCCAAAACGUUUGAUAUAUUAGAUUGAGGGCAGUCUCUUAUAUAACUUCAAGGGGCCAAAUGUGAAUUUUGGGGGAACAGUGGGUAAUGCGCGUAAGGGGCUUUUAUGAAAACUACAUUUUAUAGUACUGUUUAUCAAAAUGGAAAAGGGGUGGUGUUACCCAAAGCUGUCAGAUUUUGGUUUUAUUACUAGACUCUAUUCUAAAAUGUAACUGUAGCAUUUAAGGUUGCUAUUAGAUUUAAAUAAUAUUACACUACAGUGUAGUUUCAUCGGUUCUUUCUUUCUGUAUUUCCAUGUUUGCCAAAUUCCACACUUUGUAUAUUUCCAUAAAACUUAUUUGUCCUUUUGUGUCUUCUACUGAAUAAUCACAACUUCCUGUAGAUCUUCUGUCCUCUUUGUUUUGUUUGUAAUAUGUAUAAUUACUGUACAGUUUAUAAGACCACUUGUGCAUUAAUGGACAUCCAUAAAGGAAAGAUGUACUAUUCAAUACACUCAGACAAUACUAAUUUUGCACUGCUGACCAAUCUGUGCCAGACUGACCAUGUAUUAAGGCAUACGUUAUUUGUGGUUUUUAUACUGUUUGUACACAAAAAUGGAAUAAAACACAAACUGGAUUGUAAAA
Molecule: messenger RNA, 6355 nt
Organism: Pseudophryne corroboree (corroboree frog)
Lineage: Eukaryota; Metazoa; Chordata; Amphibia; Anura; Myobatrachidae
Gene: TAX1BP3
Product: Tax1 binding protein 3
Exons: 4
Coding region: 101-475 (124 amino acids)
Biological process (GO): receptor localization to synapse; receptor clustering; establishment or maintenance of epithelial cell apical/basal polarity
Cellular component (GO): basolateral plasma membrane; cell junction
Molecular function (GO): protein binding
Source: RefSeq, a predicted model, not a curated record